GUGGAAUGACCAAUGGCCAGUCAGCUGGAGUUGGAGGCGAAGCCGGCGGGGGGUUCACUGCUUUCGCCCGCGGUCGGACAGCAAUAAACUAGCAAGUGUGACAAUGGAUAUAGAUGAAGAAUGGACCGAGAGGGAGUUCCAGGAAGUGGUAAAAGCUAUCGGAGGUAGAGAGAACAUCUUCCUGAUCGGGGAGGUGUGCGAUAACAGGGACCUGAUGUUUCAGUUUGUGAAUAACAUGUUUUCACGACCGGAGAAAGUUUGCAGUCGAAUUUCGGACACGAAAAGCAACCAUGAAAUGACUGAACCGCAAUGCAAGGAGCAGAAGUCCGAGGCUGACAAAGAAUGGGAGUUUGAAUCCUUAAUUGAUUCUUCCGUUAAAGUGACACACAUGGUUAAUGGGAGUAAGGAGCAGAGACGUAUCAAAGCCCGGUUAAUUAUCUUCCUUUUCCAUCAAGAUUUUAUCUGUGACAAACAAAACGACCUCGUGAUCCAAGAACUCCUGAAAGAUGUCCGGCAAAGGUCGAGUUCCUGGGAAGAUGUACCCGCGCUCAUCGGGGUGGUGCACGCUGACGCUGUCAGCGGGAACCUAAACAUUGCUGUCCGCCUCGUAGAGUAUUACCUGCGGACAGUUUUCCACAGGCACCCUGCCGAGUGCGUGCAGGCACUUCCCUUCAUCUCCAGCCAGCCAGCCUCUAUGAUAGAACUGAAAAAGACCAUCAGUGUUAUCCUCCGAGCUUUACCGAGCAUCACAGAAGAUGUAAAGAAAAGAAGGCAUACAUGUUUUCCUGGAUUGUUCUGCUUCUUGGGCAAUACCAGAAGACGAAGAGAAGACUGGGAUGUUAAUAACAUUCGGAAUAGUAUUGAACAAGAAGGUAUAUCGAAGCAUGUUGAGAACGACGUUGCUUCACAGCAAUUGACAGUGGACGCAAACAUGGCUGAUGUUUGUAAAAGUGAUCUGCAAAUUGACACCAAUGGAAAUACCGCGCUGAACAUUGAAACCGAAGUUUAAAUAAUUUGACCCUUUUUCUAAAUCUGCAUAUUCAUUACAAAGUACUAGAAUCUGCUGAGAAAAGCAAAUUAUAUAGCUAACUUUCCACAAGUGAUAUUUCCCAUUUCUGAUUCUAUUAGUUGGGAAGAGUUGUUAUUUCAAAACAAUGUGAAAUGUAUUAUGAAUAUAUACAAACAGUAGAUUACAUGGCUAACUAUCAACAAGGUAAUGGUAUGCGCAUUCAUUUUCUAGAUUUGUUUUUCACUAAAAUCCAGUUACCACUUGUAAUAAUAGUUGGAGUCCAAAGUUAUGCUAGCCCACUACUAUUGAAUUAACUCUUGUUGACAAUGACAAAAAGAUGUAUUUCUGCCUGGCUGACUUUAGCCAGAUUUGCAAAAAAAGAGGAAAGGAAACUGUAAGAGGUCUCCUGGGAACCAUUUGAAACCUCCUUCUCUUCUGUUAUUAUAAUUUUUUUAAUAAUGUACUUGAAUGAAAAUUAUUAAAUAAAGACCAUGAGGAUACCUAAUAUACUAUAGGGGUAAACCCAUAAUUUUCUAAUACUAUUUUAAUAUUUUAAAAAGAGGUUUGCAUUGCGUCAGCAAACUUUUACCAACUAGUCUGCUGUUGAUGUAACUUUUUAAAAUAAAGUUAGCUUAUUCUUGUUACUUGUUUAUUCAGAAACAGAAUAUUGCCUGUUUAGAAUAAUUUUAAUAUAAGGGUUUUGAAAUACUACAUAACUACCUGUUGAAAAGUUGAUGCACAAAAUUAAACAUUUGAGAAUCACUAACAGUAUAAAAUUGCAGUUUUAAUAAUGGUGUUGCCAUUAAACAAAAAUAUGUAAAAGUGAUUGGUUUGUGAACAAAACAGAAGUGGGCUCCCUUGAAGGCAGCAAAUUUUGAUCAUGUUUACUAUAGAUGUAUAGAGGAACUAUUUUAUCUUUUGGACAGAAUUCUCUGCAAAACUGGAGGAUUUGUUGUUUCUGAAAAUGGCGAAUGAGAUGCAAACUCAUUGCAGAGGUCUGAGUCAACAUUGUCAGGUACUCCAAGUACAGGAUGACCCACACUUGGAAGAACAUCACCACGAGUUGAGGUGCAGCACUGCACUACUAAAAAUAUUUAUUUAGGGCCGUAUUUAAAAAAAAAAUAAAGAAAUAAAUAAAGAGUGCAGAGGAGAUUUACAAGGAUGUUGCCUGGAUUGGAGAGCAUGCUUAUGAGAAUAAGUGAAGUGGACUUGGCCUUUUCUCCUUGGAGCAAUGGAGGACAAGAGGUGUGUAAGAUGAUGAAAGGCAUUGAUUGUGUGGAUAGCCAGAGGCUUUUUUCCAGGGCUGAAAUGGCUAACACAAGGGGGCAUAGGUUUAAGUUGCUUGGAAGUAGGUACAGUGGGGAUGGCAGGGGUAAGUGUUUCACCCAGAGAUUGGUGGGUGCACGGAAUGCACUGCCGGUGAUGGUAGUGGAGGCAGAUACAAUAGGAUCUUUUAAGAGACUUUUAGAUAGGUACAUGGAGCUUAGAACAAUAGAGGGCUUUGUGAUAGGGUGAUUCUAGGCAGUUUCUAGAGUAGGUUACGUGGUCGGCACAACAUUGUGGGUGAAGGGCCUGUAAUGUGCUGUAGAUUUCUAUGUUCUAUGUUGUAAUUGUCCAUUCAAUUGGGUUGCUAGAUAUUUGAGUAUACACGUAAAUGAAAUAUAAAAUUAUCAGCUGAUUACACACCAACAUAAUCAGAUGGUUCUGAGGCUAUACUGGCUGGAGUUCAGAAGAAAGAGAGGGGAUCUCUUUGAAACCUAUUGAAUAUUGAAAGGGUUUGAUGGAGUGGAUGUUUCCUGUAGUAGUUCAGUCUGGGCCCAGAGGGCAUAGCCUCCGAAUGGAGGGAUGUCCAUCUAGGACAGAGUUGAGAAAUUUCUUUAGCCAGAGGAAUUCAUUAUCACAGAUGGCUGUGGAGACGGAGUAUACGUAAUAUACUUAAAGCGAAGGUUAAUAGCUUCUUGAUUAGUCAAAGGUAACAGGGAAUAGACAGGUGAUUGGAUUUGAGAGAGCUAAUAAAUCAGCCAUGAUGGAAUGGCAGAACUGACUAAAUGGGCCAAAUGGCUUAAUUCUGCUCCCAAGUCUUUAUGGUCUAAUAUUAUUAGUCCCUACUGCAUUUAUGAUAGCCUAUUCAUUACCAGUUUGGACUAAAAUACUUGAAAUGAAGUUGAAUCCCAUUUACUUAAAUCCAUUUUGUGUCUUAGUUCAUCAGCAAAUUUAGAUUACGCAGAUAGUUUUACCAACUCCAUUUAUAUCUAUACAAUUUAGGCAAAAUUGUUUCAGUAAUUUAACUUAUUUCAGUAAUUUAACUUAAAAAAGCAAUAGAGGUAUAUGUAAUUUUUAAUUGUUUCAACAAUGGAGAGUGGGGAUCAUUUUGUGUAGAUAAACCUGGGCACGUUAAUACUGACACCAAGAAAUUGGAAGUUAAUUUAUCACUCAAGUGAAGCUAUUAAUAAACUAAGCUAAAUAAAUGAGUCAUCUUUUAUUUUUCUAGAGGGAUAAUUUAUUUUGAGGAUGGGUGGGCUUUGUUUUUCCACAAGGAAAAUCUACAUAAAAAUCUUUUUUAAUCCAUUUACAUUUUAUAGCUAUUGAAUUUCUACAUAAUGUCUAAUUCGUCUAAAACUUAGGUCCACAAUAGGAAUUCAGAUAUUUUACAUUAAUCAAAUACGAAACAGUAUUUCAGAGGGAAUUAGUUUUAAAACUUUCUUAAAAAUUUUCUUUUACUCUCAAUAAUGAACUCUAUUGGAAAAGUACAUGUUUCCUAAAUGAAAUCUAUCCAUGUACUGUAAUGAAAUGUAUAUAUGAAUCACUAAAUAAUUUAGAUAGUAUUGAUCAUUUUAUGGCAAUUUCUGCUUUCACUGACUGGCACUGACAAUCUAAAGUAAACUGUCUAUGUUCAAUGUGUUUCUAAGGUGAGAAAAAAAUCAGUAUAAAAUACUUCAAAUCAAUAAUAAAAUACAUCAAUACAUCAGACUCUGGAUCUUUUAAAACUAAAGUAUGAAAAUACUUUUAUUAGCCAUUUUGACACAUAGCUUUUAUAGAUUGUUCUUAAUAUAACCCUAAAUGAAAGUCUUAAAAAAAUUCUGAGGCACUUCUACAUUUAUGAAUCAGUUGAAAUAAUAAUAAAGAAAUUACUCAAUAGCUUUCACCGAUCUAAAACAAAUUGGGUAACAAUCCCGUGGUUUAGCUAAUUUAAAUUAAAGAAGAAAAUCAGUAAAGGAUUAUGUAAUUUUCACUUGCUUCAACAGAAGAGAUAAUUUGAUACUUAACAAAACAAAAAUCAUUUUUAGGUUGUUUGUACAGAGUCCAAUUGUCUGCACUUCGGGUGGCUUUUGAAAUACUACAUCAAUAGGAAGAAAAUCGUAUAAAAGUGAGAACUUACAACCAGGUAACUUAACAUUGUUUAAUAAUAGUUCAAGACUCUUGAGCAGAUACUCUAGUAAUCAACACAAAAACCCUGGAUGAACUUAGCAAGUCACAUAGCACCUACAGAAGAAAAUGGACAGCCAAUGUUUCAGGUCCAGAUGACUUAGAGGGAAAGUAACUGGUAUAUUUUUUAAAAAAGCAGAGGGAAAAGAGGAUUAAGAGCUACACCAGUCCUGAGGAAGGAUCUUGAUCCAAUACAUUGACUCUAUUCCUUUCCGUAGAUGUUGGCUGACCUGCUGAGUUCCUCCAGUAUUUUGUGUGUGUAAUUCUGGAUUUCCAGCAUCUGCAGAAUCUCUUCUGUUUAUGGAGAUAGAACUGGCAAGUGAUAGGUUCUCUAUAUUCAAAUGACUGACUAAUGUUCCUGCUGGGACACAAGAUAGAAUGAUCAAUUGGGUAAAGUAUCAGAGAGCAACUUGUGCUCCCCAGCAAUAAGUCAAAUGUUUUCAGAGAAAGAAUGAAGUCAGAUUGCAGUCUGUUUGCUGUGAAGCAUCAGUUUAUAUAUUCUGCCAUAAUACUAAUAUUUCCAUUAGUUUGUAAGAUCUGCAUUAAAAACAAAUGAACAGAAAUUCUUCUUCCAGAUACACUUCAAACUUUUUGAAUCAAAUUACUCAAACUGAAAAAGUAUCAGAGUGAUUUGUAUGUGAUGCUUGAUUAAAUUAAAUCUUCCAUUGAAAUAGUGAUGGAACUAAUGUAUUAACGGUAAGCUAAUGCAACAUUUGCACCUUCACUAAUAUGACAGGAUUACUUGAGAAAGCAGUAUUUAUUCACACCUAUAUAUUUUCAAGUGAUCUAAAUGGAACCCGAUUAUAAAUAAUAUGUAUUUUCCGUGAUUCAAUGACAGUUACAUCUUUAAUGAGUCAAAACUAAAUUAUCAAGGUUUAUCCUGUGAGGUUAAAUUUUGAAUUUUAGAUAUAUUGAGUACUGAAAAUAUUUGGAGUGGAGUAUAAUUCUUAUACAGUAUUAUUUUCUAUGAGAAAAGUAGUGGGAAAUUAAGGAUUUGCUCUUCACUAAUUAUUUAAGCUUCAUUCAUCAGUCAACCUUGUAUACACUUUAUUCUGUAUUUUACUGUGUUCCCUUUGGGUUUAGUUUAUGAAAUUGAGAUACUGUAACUCCACUAUUUUCAGAACAAAGAUAC
Molecule: messenger RNA, 5567 nt
Organism: Mobula hypostoma (lesser devil ray)
Lineage: Eukaryota; Metazoa; Chordata; Chondrichthyes; Myliobatiformes; Myliobatidae
Exons: 3
Coding region: 104-1009 (301 amino acids)
Source: RefSeq, a predicted model, not a curated record